Molecule: messenger RNA, 915 nt
Organism: Prunus armeniaca (apricot)
Lineage: Eukaryota; Viridiplantae; Streptophyta; Magnoliopsida; Rosales; Rosaceae
Source: the annotation of a GenBank genome assembly
AUGCAAUGGAAGUCUUGGAAGGUCAUGCCUGACGAGAUAAAGAUGCAAGUUCGCGGCCAGUUGUCGACGAACUACGACUUAGAGGACAUCAACGAAGAGACCUUGGCGUACGUCAACAGACUCUUCGGUGAGAGGUACAAGCAGUGGAAGAGCGACUUGCACCACCAUUUUCAGGCGUUUGAUGAUCCGCAAGUCGCUCUUCAGGAGGGUUGCCCGAAGGAGCUUGAGGGGCGGGAGGAUAGUUGGGCGUGGCUCUGCGCUCAUUUUCAGGCGCCCGAUUAUGUGAAUAAAGCCCAAGUGAAUAAGGGCAAUAGAAAGAAGAAGACUCUUCUUCACCAUUCCGGCUCCAGGCCCUUCUCAUAUAGGAUGGAUGCACGGCGUCGGGGGGGGUCGAAAUUCCCAGAGAUCGACGUCUUUGGUGACGUUUAUGUUCGACCUGGGAAUGAGUUGGCCGAGUCCCUUCAUACGACGAUGGUGGAGAGGAGCCAGUUGGUUCUUCAAGAGUCCGCCUCCCAACUUCCUCCCGAGACUCCGAUCGAGUCUGUGGAUCCUCCGCAUGAUGCUGGAUUUCAGAUUUUGACGCAGACGUUGGAUCAGACUCUCGGGAGGAGGCCGGGAACGUAUUGUAGGGGGAUGGGGAAUGCCCGACAGAGGGAACCUCGACCGCGGUCAUCGUCGCAGGCAAACAGUCAGGUGACUGUUUUGACAUCGCGGGUUGCCGAGCUUGAGGGUCAGAUGUCGGUGAUUCUGCAGUCCCUCACGUGGUCCGGCAUUCCAAUCCCUAAUUUUGGUGCGUCGACCUCCGAGCCCGUCCACCCCGAGCAUCCCCAGCACACCACGGCCCCUGCAGACGCCCAUACCUCCGAGCCGCAUGUGGCAGAUGACCAAGUAGAUUUUGGAACAUUAUUUGAUUAG